This is a messenger RNA of Haliotis rufescens (red abalone), 1568 nucleotides long. Its product is annotated as signal peptidase complex subunit 3-like. Gene Ontology annotation, biological process: protein targeting to ER. The transcript has 5 exons. Lineage: Eukaryota; Metazoa; Mollusca; Gastropoda; Lepetellida; Haliotidae. The record is from RefSeq and is a predicted model, not a curated record. Gene Ontology annotation, cellular component: membrane; signal peptidase complex. The coding region runs from base 61 to 600 and encodes 179 amino acids.
AGGGAAAGAACUCGGUCCUGUUUCCGGUUUCAUAGUUUUGUCUGGAAGUUGUCGGCGAAAAUGAACACAUUUCUGUCAAGAUUGAACACCAUAUUUGCCUUUACACUUAGUGUAAUGGCAGCUUUGACAUUUUGUUGUUUUCUCACAACAGCGUUUAAUCUCCAUAAACAACCGCUGACCGUAUCUGCAGGAAAAGUGUCCGUCAAGAACGUCCCCGACUACUCAGCCGAUAGGGAAAAGAGUGAUCUUGGAUUCGUUACCUUCGACCUGCAAGCUGAUCUCCAGCCUCUGUUCAACUGGAAUGUCAAACAGCUAUUCCUCUACCUCACAGCUGAAUACCAAACACCAGAUUACAAGCUGAAUCAGGUCGUGCUGUGGGACAAGAUUAUCCAGCGCGGAGACAACGCCAUCAUCGACUUGAAGAGUUCCAACACCAAAUACUACUUCUGGGACUAUGGCAAUGGGCUGAAGGGCAACAAGAAUGUGACCAUGACGUUAUCCUGGAACGUGAUUCCCAAUGCUGGGACCCUGCCCAAGGUGAUGGGAGACGGCAGCCAUUCCUUUACCUUCCCUGACCAGUACAGUGCAGGCCGCUUCUAGCCCCGACUCCCACCAGCUCACACCUGUAGGAAGCGAGGAGUUGUUCUGUACUGCUUCAUUACUUCAUCAUUCCCCUCCUUGGUCAUACUUUUCACAGUUUCUCCUGUUUAUUUGUUGAUAAUUGCUCACCCAGAUAACAGCUGACCAGUUUAGUUUUGAGUCAGACGUAACUUUUGUGGAAGUAAAUUUCUUUUUUAAAUGCUUUGGUUUGUUUCGAAUUUGUAUUUUUGAAAUGUUGUGUUUUUGUAUAUUUGAGGUUUUAUGUUUCGAAAGUUAACCUUUAAGGAAAACAGGGAACAUUAAACCUGUAAAACAAGGAAACAAGUUGAGCAGGUCUACGAGUUUCAGUUUCGAAUAAGUGACGUUCAGUUAUAAAUAUGUUACGUCCAGUGAGGAAUAUGUUAAAUCCAGUUAGAAAUAGGUUACGUCCAGUUAGGAAUAGGUAACGUCCAGUUAGGAAUAUAUUAAAUCCAUUUAGAAAUACAUGUAGGUUACGUCCAGUUAGGAAUAUAUUAAAUCCAUUUAGAAAUACAUGUAGAUUGCGUCCAGUUAGGAAUAUGUUACGUCCAGUUAGGACUAUAUUAAAUCCAUUUAGAAAUACAUGUAGGUUACGUCCAGUUAGGAAUAUAUUAAAUCCAUUUAGAAAUACAUGUAGGUUACGUCCAGUUAGGAAUAUGUUAAAUCCAUUAAGAAAUACAUGUAGGUUACGUCCAGUUAGGAAUAUGUUAUGUCCAGUUAGGAAUAUGUUAAAUCCAUUAAGAAAUACAUGUAGGUUACAUCCAGUUAGGAAUAUGUUAUGUCCGGUUAGGAAUAUGUUAAAUCCAUUAAGAAAUACAUGUAGGUUACAUCCAGUUAGGAAUAUGUUAUGUCCGGUUAGGAAUAUGUUAAAGCCAGUUGGAAAUACAUGUAGGUUACGUCCAGUUAGGAAUAUAUUAAAUCCAUUUAGAAAUACAUGUAGGUUAUGUCCA